Penicillium malachiteum is the source of this 858-nucleotide messenger RNA. RefSeq lists its product as uncharacterized. The record is from RefSeq and is a predicted model, not a curated record. The coding region runs from base 1 to 858 and encodes 285 amino acids. The transcript has a single exon. NCBI's taxonomy places the organism in Eukaryota, Fungi, Ascomycota, Eurotiomycetes, Eurotiales, Aspergillaceae.
AUGAGCAGAACUUACAUCUCGGAGCCCUCCGGGGAGCUUCCCUUGAUCCCUGGCCGCUGCUCGUUCUCUCAACUCCUCCUGAUAUUCUCAUAUGUGGUCGCUGAAAGCGGUUUAUCCGCUGUGCUUGGCGAUCACCGACAAUGCUAUGAUCUUAUUUCCCAAAAUGAAGAAGACUGGGUCCCACGCGUGGGCCCGGAAACGUUUCACGAAAUGAGACACAAUGGUUGGGACCAGAUAGACCAGGAUACUCGCAACGAUUGGGAGAUAGUGCGUCUCUGGAUGCACGAGAGCCUGAUUUGCGACGUCUCAGCACAACAACUGCGCAACCAUCUCUGCUGUCUCCUUACCCGCAUUGAACAAGUCUCUGCACAGGGGAUCAACGUGCUCUACGCCCCAAAGAUGUUUUCUGGAACGCUCGACUCCAAAAUCGGUGCACAGACGAGCUUGGCACUGAUUUGUAUCAGUCUAAGCGUGACUCCAACUACAUACGAAAAGUUCUCACAAUCAGCGAUAUGGUCUUGUCCUACCAAGCUGAUGCGCUCCAAGUUGCAGCGUUCUCCGCUUUUCUCAAAUCAGAUAUAUCAAUCCGACCUUGAUGCUGCUACAAACUCCUUAUUCAUGAUCCUACGCGAAACUGAUUUCCAAAUGAAGCGCGUUGGGCCGCAUGAUGUGGCGUUCCGAGAUCCAAGAAAACAUGAGAUGGGGUAUGCAAGACGCGAAGACAAUCCCAUCCCGUCAUCUAUCGACCUACCUGGACAAAAAGUGGACAGCGGACUCUGUGGAAACCGAAUCAGAGGAUUCAGCGCAGACUCUCGGCCAGGCCAAGACGAGAGACGAGGUCGACGGAAAACCAUAUAG